GUUAUUUCGGUGGCUUAAGUGAUUCACAGCUGACUGAAACUCCAAAACAGAGACCAAUCACUGAAUGGGAAAACUUUCAAACUCAACCAACUUCAACAUUUGAUGAGCAUCAAACAUUUCCACGUACUGUUGGGAAUCUUCAUUCACAAUCUUUAGGUGAUCAGCAGAAUUUGAUCACAGAGAUGAAUAAUUUUGCAACAUUGAAUCAUUCAACACAAUGGGUACAACAGCCUCAAGUAACAUGUGAAGGACAGUAUAGGAAAUCAAUGUUUCUUGAUGAAACAGUCAAGACAUACUGGCCGAUUUUAAACUCUAACGAAGCACAGGUAGCAUUUAUGAAACAAUAUAAUCAAGAAAAUGCUAUACAUGGUUCCCCAUUACUUCCAGUUUACCAAGAUUAUUUACUAAAACAGAAACAGACAAAUAAUGAAACGAAUAAUGGUACCUUCUCAGAUACUCAGGGUGACAAUCAGAUUGGUAGUUUAGAAGGAAUAUUUCAAGAUUCCAAUGCUGAAGAACAAUUCAAUGGUAUGAACAAAUUAUCAACCAAGGAUAUUCAACUUACAAAUGACCAGGUAACUAUUGUUUAA
Molecule: messenger RNA, 590 nt
Organism: Schistosoma turkestanicum
Lineage: Eukaryota; Metazoa; Platyhelminthes; Trematoda; Strigeidida; Schistosomatidae
Source: the annotation of a GenBank genome assembly